This is a messenger RNA of Ordospora colligata OC4, 351 nucleotides long. RefSeq lists its product as uncharacterized. The record is from RefSeq and is a predicted model, not a curated record. The transcript has a single exon. Lineage: Eukaryota; Fungi; Microsporidia; Ordosporidae. The coding region runs from base 1 to 351 and encodes 116 amino acids.
AUGAUGAUUUGUGGAAGCUUAGCGAGCAUUUCUGAGGAUUUGAAGUAUCUGAUGUGUAUUUUGCCUGUUUACAUGAAUAUUGGCGGAGAGAAGUAUGUUUUAUCUAAGAUAAGAUAUAGAAUGCAUUGUGAAGCAGAUGGAUUACUGAAGAUGGUUUUUUGUGACGAGUGCUUGCAUGUGUAUGUUCCUGUUGUGAAUAGCAAGGUGUGGAGUGAGGAAGACAAGCUUUUUGUGGAGUGUAACAGAUGCAAUACUAAGACUGAAUGUAAGAUUGGACAAGAUGCAUAUGUUAAUAAGACGUGUGCAAAUGAUUAUUCAGAGACCGAAACAUUUGAUGUGUUUUUUGUAUGA